AUGCCAUUAAGUCAGAAUAUGAAUAUGACAGAAUUGUCCAGAUUCAGGACCAGGAUUUGUGAAAGAAAAGCUCUACAUGGUGUAUGUGAGUUAGAUGAACGUUGUCCAUUUUCACAUUGUCUUUCAUGGCAUCGUCGUAAUCCAUAUGAAUAUGCAUAUCGACCAAAUCUAUGUCCUAAUGUUGUAUUUCAUAAUGAAAAUAAGAAGAUGAGGGUAAAGAAUUAUUGUCAGCGUGGUAGGAUGUGUAUGUUUUCUCAUACUAAAGAGGAGCAAAUGUAUCAUGUAUUAGUAUAUAAGACACAGCUUUGUAGGGAAUAUCCUCUUUGUACAAAGCAUUAUUGCCCUUUUGCUCAUGGACUAGAUGAAUUACGUAAUCCUGAAUCUAUAGAUUUUGAUCCGGUACAAGGCCCUGAGGUUAUAGAAAGACAACGACUAAUUCAUGAUAGUAAUAAAUUAUCAGAAGAUAUGGAUUGUUUAUUAGGUGAAAUUACAGAUGGAAACUUGAGAAAUAACGAUAUAACUGAACAUUCACCAAUAAGAUAUCAUAAGCACUUAGGUAAUAAGAUGCAUGGUUCAAAUAAUUUACACUCACCUAAAAGAAAUGGGAGGAAUUCAAGAAAUAAGAAUAAUCAUAAUGAAUCUUGUAAAGGUGAAACUACUCCAGUAAAUAAUAAUAAUGAUUCCCCAGUUACUCCUUCUACUGGAUGUGAAACACCACUUCCUCGUCAUGGGAAAGUGGAGUAUACAUGUUUAAAUGAAUCUCCUAAGAGCUAUACACAGAAUGAAGUUGAUAAACAAAAUACUGAUAAAUUACUGAAUACAACAAAUAGCUCAAGAAAAGAUACCCAUAGACACUUUGAUAAUAGUAAUGAAUUACAUACUGCAAGAGAUAAUAUCAAAAUUCCUCCUCCGCCCUGUAAUGUACUUGGGUUAGGUUUUUCAUCUGGAGAUAUAAGGAAUUUGGAUGAUUGCUCUAAUAAAUUUGAGUUUAAUUCAUUACCAUGGACAAAUGAUUGUAAUAUAUCUAGUCCAAAUAACUCGAAUAAUACUGCUAUUUAUAAGAAUAUGCAUAAUUCAAAUGUUAAUGAUGAUUAUGAUAAUGGUGCUAGUUUAGAACAGAUGUCAUAUUUAAUGCAAUUGCAAUUAUUAUCUCUUUCAGACAAUCCAAAUGAAGGAAAUAUAAAUAAAGAUAUGAAGCAUAAUGAAUGGCACUUUUCAGGGGCUCCAUUUGGUUUAGCUGGAAUAUGUGGUUUUUCAAAUGAAGACAGUGCUAUUAAUGUAUAUACACCUGAUUUAACACCACAUUCAGAGAAUACUGCUGCAUUAACUAUAUCAAUGACUUCAAGUGCCAUUAAUCCAGGAUCAAACUUAAUAGAUCAAACACAUAACUAUUUUGAAGAAAUAAAGUGUGAUAAAGAAAGAAAUAUUACUGUAGAUAGUGAUAAGCAUGACAAGAAGUGCGAUGACAACGCAUGGCAACUGUUUCAUCCUAAUCUAUUUACAGCCAAUAGUAGUGAAAAAGUUUUAUGGACAGAAGGUUGUUGGGUAAAUACUUCCAAUUACUAA
This is a messenger RNA of Cryptosporidium muris RN66, 1566 nucleotides long. RefSeq names its product zinc finger, CCCH type domain-containing protein. The transcript has a single exon. Bases 1 to 1566 code for a protein of 521 amino acids. Gene Ontology annotation, molecular function: metal ion binding. The record is from RefSeq and is a predicted model, not a curated record. NCBI's taxonomy places the organism in Eukaryota, Apicomplexa, Conoidasida, Eucoccidiorida, Cryptosporidiidae.